Molecule: messenger RNA, 1094 nt
Organism: Jatropha curcas
Lineage: Eukaryota; Viridiplantae; Streptophyta; Magnoliopsida; Malpighiales; Euphorbiaceae
Product: glycolipid transfer protein 1
Biological process (GO): intermembrane lipid transfer; ceramide transport
Cellular component (GO): cytosol; cytoplasm; membrane
Molecular function (GO): ceramide 1-phosphate transfer activity; ceramide 1-phosphate binding
Source: RefSeq, a predicted model, not a curated record
CUGAUAUUUUCACCUUUCUUAAAGGUUCCCCUUCGGUCUUUACCUUCACACCUUCCAUUUCAAAUUUCAAUUCUUUUUCUUCCUGACUCGCUCUGCAACUUUCAUCAAUCUCGCGCUCUGCUCUCUUGUCAUUUCGGUUCAAAGGGAUUGAAAUAAUAAUCUCGUUAAUAACAAAGCUUUUUUAUGUGUUGUACUGAAGAGUUAAAAUGGAGGGAACGGUCUUUACACCAUCACUAGAAGGAAUGAAGCACGUGAAAUCUGGAGAAGGAGAAAUGCUCACUAAGCCUUUUUUGGAUGUCUGCAAACUAAUUUUGCCUGUUAUUGAGAAAUUUGGAGCGGCAAUGGCUCUUGUAAAAUCUGAUAUCGGCGGGAACAUAUCGAGGUUGGAAGCUAAAUAUUCUACUGAUCCAACUAAAUACAACCACUUGUACACUAUGGUUCAAGAGGAGGUUGAAGCUAAAACAGCUAAAGGAUCAUCUAGUUGUGCUAAUGGCCUUCUUUGGCUAACCAGGGCAAUGGAUUUCCUAGUGGAGCUAUUCCGUAAUUUACUUGCUCAUCCUGAUUGGGCAAUGUCUCAAGCCUGUACAGAUUCCUAUGGCAAGACACUAAAAAAGUUUCACGGCUGGCUUGCUAGUUCAAGUUUCACUGUUGCGAUGAAGCUUGCUCCGGAUAGGAAGAAAUUCAUGGAAGUAAUAGCCGGCUCAGGUGACAUUGGUGUUGACAUGGAAAACUUUUGUGCAACCUUUUCACCAUUUCUUGAAGAGAAUCACAAAUUCCUGGCUUCUGUUGGCUUGGAUGACAUGAAAGCUUCAUAGGGAAAGAGGUCUUUCUGAUAAACAGCAGUGGUUUUUACAGAAAUUGGUGGCUUAAAAGACUUCGCAUGAGUUGAGAUGAGAUUUGGAUUAAUUAUCAAUUUCAAUUUUCAAAUUAUACACACCAUGUACCUUUUCUGAAUUCUUAUUCAACCUUUUCAUCUAGCCUCUUUUUCUUUUCUCUUGUUGUCUGAUUGGUUACUAUUGUGAGCCUAAUUGUCCUCUUCAACCUGACCAUUAUUAUCAUUAUCAUUAUUAUUAUUAUUAUCAGCCAGAGGUAAA